UCUGUGAAUGGUCAAAGAACAAAGACACAAAGCAGGAAUCAAUCAUUAUUUAAAAAAUUAAUACAGAAAAGUCAAACAAAACAAAUGCUUCGCACGAGCGUGUCAAUUAUUCGAAGUGUUUCUGCAUUUGCGAAACAAGCAACCAGUCGAGCGGUACACACGACAUUCUACGCGAUGGCUCCAGUCAAGGUCGGGGACAAGUUGCCGGCAGUGGAUCUGUUCGAGGAUUCUCCAGCUAACAAAGUGAAUGUAUGCGAUUUGACGAGUGGGAAGAAGGUCGUGCUGUUCGCGGUGCCCGGCGCCUUCACUCCCGGAUGUUCCAAGACUCAUUUGCCGGGUUACGUGCAGAAUGCUGACAAGUUGAAGGCCGAGGGGGUUUCCGAGAUUGUUUGUGUGUCUGUGAAUGACCCCUAUGUGAUGGCUGCUUGGGGAGCACAACAUAACACUAAGGGAAAGGUCCGCAUGCUAGCAGAUCCCAGUGGAAACUUCAUCAAGGCAUUAGACCUUGGUACCAAUCUGCCACCGCUCGGCGGAUUCCGCUCUAAAAGAUUUUCAAUGGUCAUCAAUGACAGUACAAUUCAGGAACUGAAUGUAGAACCAGAUGGAACAGGACUGUCCUGCUCACUCGCUGAUAAGAUUAAAGUGAAGUAAAUACUUUAAUAAUUUAAAAAACUUCAAAUCUCAGUUAAAAUGUGAUUCCCAUGCCUAGCUUUACGCAGAUCUUAGACUGUCUGAGUACCCCUUGUGAUAAUGCUUUUAUGGAAUUAUACUAUGAAUACUUUAAUUUUUAACGUUCA
This is a messenger RNA of Maniola jurtina (meadow brown), 797 nucleotides long. RefSeq names its product peroxiredoxin-5, mitochondrial (gene Prx5). Gene Ontology annotation, cellular component: peroxisome; mitochondrion; cytoplasm. Bases 85 to 651 code for a protein of 188 amino acids. Gene Ontology annotation, biological process: cellular response to oxidative stress; cell redox homeostasis; hydrogen peroxide catabolic process. The record is from RefSeq and is a predicted model, not a curated record. The transcript is spliced from 3 exons. Gene Ontology annotation, molecular function: thioredoxin peroxidase activity. NCBI's taxonomy places the organism in Eukaryota, Metazoa, Arthropoda, Insecta, Lepidoptera, Nymphalidae.